Messenger RNA from Oenanthe melanoleuca, 1119 nucleotides. It is a transcript of the gene CCL28, whose product is annotated as C-C motif chemokine ligand 28. Gene Ontology annotation, biological process: immune response. Gene Ontology annotation, cellular component: extracellular region. Lineage: Eukaryota; Metazoa; Chordata; Aves; Passeriformes; Muscicapidae. The transcript has 3 exons. Gene Ontology annotation, molecular function: chemokine activity. The record is from RefSeq and is a predicted model, not a curated record. Bases 103 to 441 code for a protein of 112 amino acids.
GCUUUAAGCACCUUCAUCCCCAGCAGGCAGCAGGUAGGGUCAGGUGUUAGUCCUGCAGCUCACCACCUGCCCUGUGCCUGCGCUCCGCCGCUCCAAGGAGGAAUGGAUCUGAAAUUUGUCACUGCUUUGGUUGUUCUAGCACUCAUGGUUAGUCAGACAUCUGAGACUUUGUUUCCUGGGGCCUUUGACUGUUGCACGAAAAUUUCAGAUGAAAUUCCCAAAGGAAUUCUUAGAAGAGUACAGAGAUUUGACAUCCAGGAAGCUCAUGGCCCGUGUCACCUAGAGGCUAUUAUUCUCCACAUGAAAGGCAAAAAGUUCUGUGUGAAUCCAUGGAAUAGAAAAGUCAAAAAGAUGAUGAAGAAGAUGAAGCAGAGGAACAAAUUUCAUGUUAGAAAGCAGAGAAGGACCAGAAUUGCCAAACAGAGAGAACAGAAGCAGUAGCAAAAUGAAGCAAGACCCAUGAUGAAGAUACUGUGGCAUACAGUAUCUAUGGACACUACAGUAUCUAUACAACAAUACCGGCAAGCAUACCAGAUUUCACCAGUGAUGGAUGAUUGUAGCAUUAAAAUUACUUUUCAAAUCUCUAUGUGCUAGAGAAAGUAGAGGCAGAAAACAUCACCUGCACUCAGAAAGAUGCUGAUCAGAUUAUCAGACAAAUUAUAAGAUGUUCCUGGUAAUGUCUUGUAGCAAGUGCUCACUGUACCUCCUGGAUCUUUUGGCAGACUUAAAUCUUCCUCUCUCUCACCCUGCUUUUAUGGCAACCUCCCCUGUGAUUUGUUUUAACAUGCUGUUCGUUUUCAUUCCUCCAUUUUUUCACUGUCCUAUCCUUGGUCCUUAUUCUUCCCUGUCUGCAAUCAUCAUUCUCCUGUUGCCUGUUUACAUUCUUCCAGUCAUUAAUCUUUCUUUUUUCUUCAUCUUACUAAGUUUUAUGAACACUUUUUCAGAUACUUCCAGCUUGUUUGCCAAACCCAUGUCUUUUACCUGUUCUAAACAAGCUGUGCUCCCAGCUGUUACUAUCAUGAAAUAUAAUUUCAGUGAUAAUAUCCGAUUCUCUUCAUAGGACUCAAAGUGUGGCAUUCAGAGGUCUGCAAUAAAGAUAAUCUCUAAUGCUUUUGUUCA